AUGUCCUUCUUCCGCAGUUUCUUGUCGUCUGUUGGUCUCCGUUCCAUGUUGAGGAGCGCUGCCAUGGAGCGCCCUUACCAGCUUAUCCAUACGAGGGUAUCGCGUCCCAGUAGAACGCCCAGGAGCCUAUUGAAGGAUUCCGCGACGUUUGAUGUUCGCAGCUCCUGGACGCCCCACUUGUACCACAUAUUCUUGAAGGGACCUGUGUACCAUGUGGUACGCAGGUAUUCAAAAACAUGCAGCACUUGUCGCAGGCGCCAUGACACGUGGGACAGGAGGCUUUUGUGCUGCUUUGACAGUGGCUCUUUCGAAGUCCAAUACGAGCCGUAAGUCUCGUAGUGGACCUGCGUCAUGGCCCCCUUCAGCGUCCCGAAGACACGCUCGUAUGUCCCUUCAUUCCUCCGGGUCGUGACAGCGUUGGAAUAUCCACCCCGUUGCACUCCAUGGAUGACCUAG
Haemonchus placei is the source of this 456-nucleotide messenger RNA. Lineage: Eukaryota; Metazoa; Nematoda; Chromadorea; Rhabditida; Trichostrongylidae. The record is from the annotation of a GenBank genome assembly.